Pieris rapae (cabbage white) is the source of this 1284-nucleotide messenger RNA. RefSeq names its product FERM, ARHGEF and pleckstrin domain-containing protein 2-like. The record is from RefSeq and is a predicted model, not a curated record. Gene Ontology annotation, molecular function: guanyl-nucleotide exchange factor activity. NCBI's taxonomy places the organism in Eukaryota, Metazoa, Arthropoda, Insecta, Lepidoptera, Pieridae. The transcript has 9 exons. Bases 1 to 1029 code for a protein of 342 amino acids.
AUGGUCUUCGACCAAGCAUACUGGUACUUAAACAUCAUUCCUUUCGGUAAAACGUGUUAUACAAAUCUGUUCUAUAAUAUUUUGAUUUGUUCUGAUUUGACAGAACUAUGGUCAGCAACAUGCGGGCAGCAAGCCAUGUCUGCGCAUGAGUUGGCAAGCAAAGCUGCAAGUCUUGCACUCACACAGCUGAGACACGUCGAGAACCAUGCCACGCUUUGUCAGCUGCAAAGGGAUAUUAUUGGAUAUGACAAGUUACUUGUGGCGGAACGCGAGUUCAUAAGACUCGGAUGCGUCUACAAGCAUUCGUCCAAAGGUCUUCAACAAACAGCAUCCGUGUUUUUGUUCAGCGACUUACUACUGAUAGCAUCAAAGUCUUCAAGCGGACACUUCCGUGCGCAUAGUGUUCUUCCUCUGCACCGGCUGAGACUAGAACCUAGCGAUCUACCGCACUCCAUCAACGUAGUCGAUGAAGAGUCCACAGUUUUGAUUAGUAUGAGCAAUGACGUGGAAUACUCGGGUUGGUGGGAAUCGCUUUCCGAUAGUAUUGAGGCUGCACAAGAUUUACGCACGCUCGUCGAUACGCAACUCACACAUAUUGAUAAUGACACAGAGAACACGGACGUAAAUACGAACGUGUCAACGUCGAACGCGCUCAGUUACGUAUGCUGGCAUCGAGCUACUUCGGUUACUAGCGAUCAUCUACACCUCGCACUUAGAAGUCAGCUAUCCGGUUACUUACUUCGUAAGUUCAAAAACUCGCACGGCUGGCAGAAGCUAUGGGUUGUGUUCGCGCUCUAUUCGCUCUUCUUCUACAAGAGCUGGCAGGACGAGACACCUCUCGCGUCGCUGCCGCUUUUAGGAUACAGUGUAAGCGCCCCUUCGCCUACCGACGGAAUUGAAAAGGACUUUGUGUUCAAGCUGCAGUACAAGAGUCACGUGUACUUCUUCAGAGCGGAUAGUAAUUUCACCUACAAUAGGUGGACGGAAGUGCUGCAAACUCCGAUGAUGCAAUCUCGUCACAAUUGUUAAAUUUAAACAAAUUCUAGAAACCAAACAUUAAAUUAUAUGGGAACUUCUUGUCUUAGGACCUGUCUCAUAGAAAAUAGUGCCAUAUAUCGUAUAUUUAAAAAAAACAAAUUUAAAAUCAAAAAUAGCUCGAAACGGGCUGGCAUAUAUAUUUAAAUGACAGGAUUUCACAAAUAUGGUUUCGCUGAUAUUUGACCAAUAUGACUGACGUUACAGAUAAUAAUUUAAUAUAUGUUCAAUAAUAAUUUUAUAGGCGCU